This is a messenger RNA of Elaeis guineensis (African oil palm), 2416 nucleotides long. RefSeq names its product limonoid 21-O-acetyltransferse. NCBI's taxonomy places the organism in Eukaryota, Viridiplantae, Streptophyta, Magnoliopsida, Arecales, Arecaceae. The record is from RefSeq and is a predicted model, not a curated record.
CUUAAAUAAACACCCAAGGGAGCAGCAUAGGCUACAACCAUUAUUUCCACCAUGUUGGCAGUCCAAAUCAUCUCCAAAGAAACCAUCAAACCCUCCUCCCCAACCCCCCAAAACCUCCACUCCCUGCCACUCUCUCUCCUCGACCAAAUCGCACCUCAAAUCUACAGCCACAUCCUCCUCUUCUACUCCAAGAAUCCACCACAAACACUCAUUCAAUUGAAGUCAUCCCUCUCGAAAACCUUAACACACUUCUAUCCAUUAGGUGGAAGGAUUAAAGCUUCCAAGGAUGAUAACACUCUCUAUGUGGAGUGCAAUGAUGAUGGUGUAGAGUUCAUCCAUGCCCAAACAAACGCCGAGCUCGACUCCGUCCUCCUCCAACCUCCCAUCGAUCAAUUCAACGAGCUCCUACCAAUCAAAGCAAGCAACUUCCGAUAUGGUGAUCCCCUCCUUGCGGUGCAGCUCACUUGGUUCAAACCUCACGGAUUCGUGCUAGGUUUCUCCAUCUCCCACCUCAUCGCCGACGGCGCCUCCAUGGCCAUGUUCCUGAACCGCUGGGCCGACGUCGCCCGCGGGCUCGAGUUGCAUCCGGCUCCCCGGUUCGACUCCAUGGCCGCGUUCCCUCCUCGGCCUCAGUUCACCACCAACCAAGCACCGAAGCAAGAGAGCGGUCAACCUGCUGCGAUUAUAAAGAGGUUCGUGAUGAGCCCGAGAGCGAUAGCGAGGCUGAGAGGAGGAGGCGGCUACGACAAUGGCCGAGUGCAUGCACCGACGCGCAUCGAGGCGCUGUCGGCGCUGGUCUUGCGUUGCCUCGUGCGAGCGCGAGGGGAGGCGGCGCGAGGGAAGAGAGCGGUCGCUGCGCACUCUGUGAACCUUCGCAGGAGGCUGUCGCCGCCUUUAUCGGAUGAAUCCUUCGGGAAUCUGUGGAUCAGCGUGGCCGCGGUGGGGAAGUUGGUAGGAGAUGGGUGUGAUGAUGGAAGUGGGCAGGGGGUGUUGGAGGAGGCUUUAAGGAAUGGGGUGAGAGAGGUGGAUGAAGAAUAUGUGAGGAGGAAAGCUGAGGAGAGGUGGUUGGGGAGGGAUGGGAUGGAUGGAGUGGUGGAGGGGGACAGUGAGGUUUGGAUAUUUAGUAGUUGGUGCAGGAUGCCAUGGUAUAAGACCGACUUUGGGUGGGGAGAGCCAGAGUGGGUUGGAUGUGGGAUCAGUGAUAUGAAGGAUGUUUGUAUACUGAUUGAUACCAAGGAUGGGGAUGGAAUGGAGGUUUGGUUGUGGUUGAGAGCAGAGGAGAUGGAGAGGGUGGAGAGGGACCCUGAAUUCCUGGACUUCAUCUCCUCUUAGAUUGCAAACAGAGCAAAAUGUUUGCUAGCAGGAAUAUUAAGAUUUUUGAGGAAUUAGCAUAAAUAUAGGGAUGUCUGCUGGGCUAAUUAGACCAAGGGAUUUCUUAUCCAUUGUAAGAAAGAUGAUGGAUUUGUUGUUUGAUAUUUUCUUCAUUAAGAGAGAGCUUCAAUUGUGUCAUUAAAUGGCUUAUUUGAUAUAAAGAAUGCAAGUUAUGAGAACAGAGGCAUGGUGAAGAACAAGAUGCCAGGAAGGAGACAGAGUGUGUAUUUGAUAUUAUGUUUCAGUUUAAAAACUUGUGAACAAUAUCCUAAUUGAAUGUCCUAUGCUUGGACCAUAAUUAAUCAUCUAUGUUACAUAACAACUGCAAUCAUAUUGCAAGUAGAAUGGUCCUAGCUGAGGUUUGGUCUUCACCUACCAUCUAGGAAGUAAGAAUUCAGCAAUGCAUGCACUCUUGGUUUAGGAAAAUUAUUAGAUGGAACAGAUCAUAUUUAAACUAUUCAAGAUCAAAACAGGGGUGAGAAUUCAUCCUGUACGUGCUCCCCGGGAUGAUGCCAGCAAGAAUAAAUUUCAAUAAAAGCAACCUGAGGUGUUACUGACAUGGAUACGAUGCUGAAGAAGUUAACUAAUAAAGAAAAAAGGGACACUUUUUGAAAGAUUAAAGUAGUUCGGAACAUUUUCCCUUCUUCCUCCUUCCCAUGGGAGUGGUGGUUUUGGAUCGUUGAAGAGUGAUUCCCUGCUAUAGAUCUCGUGUCAGAUCUUGGUCGUGCUACAAAAGUCAACGCCCUUUUCUAACGAUUGCAGUGGCGCCGGCGGCCGGACGGGUUCUAACAGCAAAUCUUUACAAGAGGAGAGCGGUGUUAGUUUUUUUAGUCCCACAUCGGAUAAAGAAGAGGCACUGGCCGGCGCAAGCGACUAUAAAGCGUAAGCGAGGGCAACGGUGGAUCCAUACUUACCUGGACGGGGUCAAUGGGUGAUCAAGAAGGCCCAUGGCCUAGGUCAGGGGCCCACAUUGCACUUGGUGGGGGCCCUGGUCUACCAUCUCCCCAAGUGGGAGAGUGGACGUCAUAAUUUGUGGUAGAGGGGG